Messenger RNA from Nymphaea colorata (pocket water lily), 426 nucleotides. RefSeq lists its product as uncharacterized. The record is from RefSeq and is a predicted model, not a curated record. Bases 1 to 426 code for a protein of 141 amino acids. The transcript has a single exon. NCBI's taxonomy places the organism in Eukaryota, Viridiplantae, Streptophyta, Magnoliopsida, Nymphaeales, Nymphaeaceae.
AUGCUUAUCCAUGAUAAUUUCGUCUCGUUGACAAUAUGUAUCACCCACGUUGUGGCAGAGCUCUUGGAGGUCUGCUGGCUGCAGAUCCGAGACACAUUUGAUACAGCAGCAAUCGACAAAGAUACCACAUGGUCACCCGUGUGUCCUCUAAAACACAAUGAUUCAGCAACAGGUCUGCACACACCUGCGGAGGUUUCUGUCUCACAGCAAGAUGGGACGACCAUAUGCAGCCGGAAGAUGCAACUAAACCCCGGCAGCGCCGACCUGAUACAACAGGAAGGCGAGGAAUGGCUGGCGCUUGAGGUGGGGAGGUUUCAGCCGGCCGGCGUUAGUCGCGAGAUCACUUUUAAUCUGCUGGACGGCACCACUCACUGCAAGACUGGACUCGUGUUUGCUGGGGUGGAGAUUCGUGCUGUCUCCACUUAA